Molecule: messenger RNA, 1606 nt
Organism: Mytilus trossulus (common blue mussel)
Lineage: Eukaryota; Metazoa; Mollusca; Bivalvia; Mytilida; Mytilidae
Product: peroxisomal sarcosine oxidase-like
Exons: 8
Coding region: 69-1220 (383 amino acids)
Cellular component (GO): peroxisome
Molecular function (GO): flavin adenine dinucleotide binding; L-pipecolate oxidase activity; sarcosine oxidase activity
Source: RefSeq, a predicted model, not a curated record
UAACAAAUAUUUGUAAAUAUCGUUUAACCUACAGUAUUGUUUAUCAUUGGACUUGACAGAAAGGGAACAUGUCGGGUAUCUAUGAUACUAUUGUUGUUGGUGCAGGGAUAGAGGGAUCGUCUACUGCCUACUAUCUAGCCAAGCAGGGACAGAAAACUCUCCUUUUGGAGCAGUUUCCUUUGCCUCAUAGCCGGGGUAGUUCUCAUGGACAGAGUAGGAUCACCAGAAAAGCCUAUGGCCCAAAGGAACAUUACGCCGUCAUGAUGAAUGAAGCCUUUCAUCUUUGGGAGCAGUUGGAAAGAGAGAGUAAAACAGAAAUAUUUAUAAACACAGGAAUGCUAUGUGUAGGUGAGCCAGGAAACGAAUUUUUCGAUGGUACAAUCAAAGCUAUGAGAAAACAUAAUAUUCCAAUGGAUAUUUUUGGUUCUGAUGAAGCAAAGAUCAAGUAUCCCAUGAUUUCCUACCCGAAAGAUUUCACAUACAUUUUAGAUCACAGUGGUGGAAUAUUACGGGCUGAUAAGGCUCUCAAAGCCUUUCAGGAUCAAUUCGAGAAGUUCGGUGGAGAUUUACAUGAUGGAGAGGCAAUGGUCAAUGUCAUCCCUGGAAAAGUUAUAACCGUCAAUACUUCAAAAUCAUCAUACAAGUGCAACAAUCUUGUGUUGACCGUUGGUCCAUGGGCUAAAACGAUUCUGCCGGCUCUCGGUGUCCAUAUACCAUUAAGGCCUUUGAGAAUAACAGUUUGUUACUGGAAAGAGAAGAUUCCUGGGCAAUAUGCUGCGAACAGAUUCCCUGCCUUUGUACAACAUCCGGCAGUAGAUAACUAUAGCGUGUAUGGCUUACCAAGUGAGGAAUAUCCUGGACAUGUUAAGAUUUGUUUACAUUUUGGUCCAGACAUAGACCCUGACAACAGAGAUACUGUAGAUGAUAAAUGGGUGUUGGAUAAACUGAAAAGUUAUGUCUCAAAACAUUUUCCCAAUCUAGUUCCAGAACCAAGUAUUCUUGAAACAUGCAUAUACAGUUGGUUACCAGAUGAAGAAUUUGUAUUGGAUAAACACCCAGCUUGGAAAAAUAUAAUUAUUGGUGCUGGAUUCUCAGGUCAUGGAUUCAAACUAUCACCAGUGGUUGGAAAAGUUCUUGGAGAGAUGGCCAUGGGAAAAGAGCCUUCUUAUGAUUUGUCACCAUGUCGAAUUGAUAGAUUCUUUUCAAGAUCAAAGAUAUAAUUUUUUGCCCACUUGUGUACCUUUACUUAAAAUAAUCAGUAUUGCACUUGUUAAAAAUAAUCAGUAUUGAACUUGUUAUAAAUCCUAUACCAAGAAAAAUAUGUUAUGAAACAACUCACAUACAAUUGUGUAUUACUCUAUGUUGGUUGACAUACUACAGCAAUUAAGGGGGUUCGCGGGUCUAAAUCAUUUUUUUUUUAAUAUAGGAUUUCGCUGUAUCUUCUAUAAAUGAACUUAAUCUUAUACUUAAUAGGAAAAUGAAAUAAAAGAAUGGGAUCACCGUUCAUAUACGCUCACCAUUUGCCUUUGAAAGAAACAUACAUUUUUGUUAAUGUCCUUUUUUCUGAUGAACUUAUAGGAGAAUAGCGGUAAUAUCGAAAUAAAAA